AUCCACCGUCCCCAGACAAAUUCCGGAAAUGUUGAGACGUCAUUCAUUUGAUUCGCCCUUGUUGAGUUUUCUACUCUGCUGGCGGUCAAAGCAUGGAAGCCAAGCUAGAAGUAUGUAUUUCUACUCCGUAGCGUGCGUAGCAUUGUCGAUCGCUCUGAUAAAAGACUGUGGAGCUCUCGAUGGCCCUGCCAGGCACCCGGCGUUCGGCAGUCGGAGUCCAAUCAUGAGACAACCUUGCAAGUCUUGGUCUUGGUGCAACAAUGAUGUUAGCUUUAUAGUAAAGUCUUUUGAGCCUCAACUUACUUACAGAAAAUCACGUAGGUGACGGGAAACUGCUCACGUACGUGCUUGUUUAUGGAGUUAGAGCCUGGCACAUCUGAGGCUCCCUGUGUGGCAUCCACACAGGCCAGUGUUAUAAGUGCAAGUUGCGUUCAAACUAUUGUAUGGCACCCCGACGCCUUCAAGUGGAACACCUUGGAACUACGGGAAAUACGUUGGAUUGAACAUGAACCCCCCGAGAUCGAAACCUCGCUCCUUGGAGUGAAGUUUCGAUUUUUACUUUUUUGUCUUCGUCACUUUCUUACUCUUUCAAUACUCUUAGGUAGUUUAAGGGUAUUUCACAUCCCUGAGGAGGCAAGAAAAUAUCAGACCUCAAUGCAACUCAGCAAAGGGUAUUCUAAGUCUAUACUAAUAUUUUAAACCUAUGCUAAGUUACCUAAAUCUUUUUAUCAUGCAGGAUCAAGGUCCUGAGUUUUCUUUCCU
Molecule: messenger RNA, 762 nt
Organism: Fusarium verticillioides 7600
Lineage: Eukaryota; Fungi; Ascomycota; Sordariomycetes; Hypocreales; Nectriaceae
Exons: 1
Coding region: 355-699 (114 amino acids)
Source: RefSeq, a predicted model, not a curated record